This is a messenger RNA of Cucurbita moschata (crookneck pumpkin), 942 nucleotides long. RefSeq names its product thylakoid lumenal 17.4 kDa protein, chloroplastic. The record is from RefSeq and is a predicted model, not a curated record. Lineage: Eukaryota; Viridiplantae; Streptophyta; Magnoliopsida; Cucurbitales; Cucurbitaceae. The coding region runs from base 117 to 830 and encodes 237 amino acids. The transcript has 4 exons.
UAUUUUUUUAGCCAUAAUCCUACGUGUACUGCCACGCCAUCAAUAUCAGAUCCCCAACAUCUCAGAACGGGUAAGUGAAGCACAGGGAACCAAGGAUAGGGAAUUCAUUUUUCCAAAUGGCCGCUUUAUCAAUUCCACUCUCUCAGAAUGGUUUCUCUCGCAGCUUCUACUCUGCAAAACGCCCACAGCUUAUAUCCCCACUUGCCCCUUCCCUCGCCCCUAUCACUUGCCGUGCCGCUGUGGAUGGGGCUGAACCAAAAGAGAGCUUGUCACCUUGCAAGCACAUUGGUACCGUAGCUUGUGGUCUUCUUGCUGUUUGGACUUUGACAAAUACCACUCCUGUGAUUGCAGCUACUCAGAGGCUUCCUCCACUGUCGACAGAACCCAACCGAUGUGAGCGUGCUUUUGUUGGCAACACUAUAGGUCAAGCAAAUGGUGUGUAUGAUAAGCCAAUUGAUCUUCGUUUCUGCGACUACACAAAUGAUAAAAGCCAGUUAAAAGGGAAAUCUCUUGCUGCUGCCUUGAUGUCAGAAGCAAAGUUUGAUGGUGCAGACCUCUCUGAAGUGGUGAUGUCAAAAGCAUAUGCUGUUGGAGCCAGCUUCAAGGGUGUCGAUUUCUCGAACGCAGUUCUAGAUAGGGUAAAUUUUGGGAAAGCCAAUCUCCAAGGAGCUUUGUUCAAGAACACUGUACUUUCAGGGUCCACAUUUGAUGAUGCUCAAUUACAAGAUGCAGUUUUUGAGGACACAAUCAUAGGCUACAUUGAUCUUCAGAAACUGUGUGUAAAUCCAACUAUUAGUCCUGAAGGAAGAGCUGAAUUGGGAUGUCGAUGAUUUCAAUAUAGUCUGUGUAUGUAUUGUAUUGUAUUGUCUAGACAACUUAAUGAUUUUGGUAAGUAAUACAUAUUCAAAGAGACAACUCCCUCUAACUUCUGUUGAAGAACAA